UCUUAUGCUGCGGUUCAGCCGGUCGGGUGCGCUCGGGUGAGGAACGGAACAGAGUCUCCUUCCUCACCGUCGAGCUCGCUGCCGCGCGACUCCUCCUGCCAAGCUGCGCCGCGCCCCUCCCCAUCGGCAUCGCGGCCGCGCCGGGAUUCCUCAUUCUCCCAGGACGCGCCGCCUCCUCAUCUCCCCCCGGACCGCGCGGCGCCGCCUCCCCUCCCCGUCUCCGGCCGCCGCGGCCUGAGCAGCUCCGCGCGGCGGCGAGACCUCGCCGGUGUUGCCUCGCAAGCCGGCCACGCCAACCGCGACAGCUGCACGCAGGCAGUCGAGGCAGAUUACAGGGGCACCGCACACAGGCAAUCCAAAAGCCAGGCUCGGCGCCCCCACAUCUGGCUGGAUUGGCUGGCCCCCUCUCUUCUGACAUGAUCUCCUCCUCGCUCCUCUCGCUCCCCCGCCUCGCCCCGCGCCCCGUCCCCGCCGCGGCCUCCCCCUGCCGCGCCCGCCUCGCGGUUGGCGGCGGCGGCGCGCGCGGGCUCGCGGCCGGCGUGCGGUGCCGGGCGCAGGCGGGGGAGAUGGACGCGCACUACAUGCGGCGGUGCGUCGAGCUGGCGCGGACGGCGGCCGGGCACACCAGCCCCAACCCCAUGGUGGGCUGCGUCAUCGUCCGCGAAGGCCAAGUCGUCGGCGAGGGAUUCCACCCCAAAGCCGGCCAGCCCCACGCCGAGGUAUUCGCUUUGAGAGACGCAGGGGAUUUAGCAGAGAAUGCAACGGCUUAUGUGAGUUUGGAGCCCUGCAACCACUACGGGAGAACCCCUCCCUGCACCGAAGCACUCAUCAAAGCCAAAGUUAAGGAGGUUGUGGUGGGGAUGACUGACCCAAAUCCUAUUGUAGCAUCUAAAGGGAUUGAAAAACUCAGAAACGCCGGCAUAGAUGUGAGGGUUGGUGUGGAGGAAGCAUUAUGCCUCAGAUUAAAUGAGGCUUACAUUCAUCGCAUGCUUACUGGGAAAGCCUUUGCAACUUUGAGAACUACACUCUCGAUGAACGGAAUUGUCAUAAAUCAAAUCGGGAGCGGAGCUGAUCAACCAGGAGGAUACUACUCGCAAUUAGCGAAAGAAUACGAUGGAGUUAUAAUUUCAAGCGACAUGGCCAAGGCGACUACCUUACCAGUAUCACAAGAGGCUGGCGCAAAGCAGCCUCUUUACAUCAUCAUAGUGCAGGGAGAAGGUUCUGAAUUACACAUCCCGUUUCUCGACGAGGAGUCUGCAUCUAACGCAAUAGUCCUGGCCGAUAGUCCCGUUACCGUGGAGCCAUCGGGAGUCAGCGUCUCGGUCCUCGACCAGAUGAACCUAGAGUCCAUCCUUCGACUUCUCGCGGAUCGAGGGUUGUGCAGUGUGCUGGUUGAUUUCCGAGAUGCCGGAGGCGUCCUGGUGCCGCUGCUGAGCAAGUUUCAAGAGGACAAGCUGGUGCAGAAGGUUGUUGUGGAGCUCUCACCUGUCUGGGUGGUGAGCCCUGGGCCGAGCGACCUGGCGUUUGGUGGCAGCCAGUCGUUUGCACUCAAGAAUGUGGAGCACAAGGAGUGCGACCAGCACGAGCACCUGCGCCCCGAGGGCACGGAGCUGCUGGCGCGCAUAGCCGUGGACUACACACCGGACGCCUGCCGCCACGCGCCGGCGUCCGGCGAGAUCCACGUCACCUACGACCACCGCGGCGGGGCGCGGUGGCGGUCCCGCGGCCGCUUCCUGCCGGGCUGCGCCGUGGCCGCCGCGGUCCGCGCCCCCGCCGGCGACACCGCGGGGCUCAACUACAACCUCUACCUGUCGUCGCUGGAGGGCUCCAGCGACAUGGACGAGAUCGACUUCGAGUUCCUCGGCAACGACAAGCGCGCCGUGCAGACCAACUUGUUCGUCGCCGGGAGCGGCGGCAGGGAGAUGGUCCACCAACUCCCCUUUGACACCUCCGACGGGUUCCACCACUACGCCGUCGCCUGGAGCGCCGAGGCCGUGGAGUGGCGCGUCGACGGGGAGGUGAUCCGGCGGGAGGAGCGGCGCGACGGGGAGCCCUGGCCGGAGAAGCCCAUGUACCUGUACGCCUCCUUGUGGGACGCGAGCGACGUCGACGAGGGGAAGUGGACCGGCACGUACCACGGCCGCGACGCGCCCUACGUCUGCAGCUACAGAGACGUCAGGGUGCCCGUUGUCGCGCUAUCAGCGGGAGAGGGAGAAGAAUGCCAGGAUGAUGCGAACGCCGGAGAUGAGGCUGGUGCUGCGGAGGAGGAGGUUGACGCCGAAGCUGGUAAAAAUUAGAUCUCGGCGUUGUCCCGCCUCUGAUCGUGCCACCAGCCAUGUGGAAUUAACUAGCUAUCUUGCUCAAGUGUUGCAAUAAAAGAUUUAUGAAUUAUUUGCUGUGAAGGAGAAACAAUGAUAAUACACACAGUUCUUUUGAAUAACUA
Molecule: messenger RNA, 2443 nt
Organism: Triticum aestivum (bread wheat)
Lineage: Eukaryota; Viridiplantae; Streptophyta; Magnoliopsida; Poales; Poaceae
Product: riboflavin biosynthesis protein PYRD, chloroplastic
Exons: 4
Coding region: 417-2297 (626 amino acids)
Biological process (GO): riboflavin biosynthetic process; carbohydrate metabolic process
Molecular function (GO): hydrolase activity, hydrolyzing O-glycosyl compounds; zinc ion binding; diaminohydroxyphosphoribosylaminopyrimidine deaminase activity
Source: RefSeq, a predicted model, not a curated record